Messenger RNA from Pipistrellus kuhlii (Kuhl's pipistrelle), 4979 nucleotides. It is a transcript of the gene SDC3, whose product is annotated as syndecan 3. Lineage: Eukaryota; Metazoa; Chordata; Mammalia; Chiroptera; Vespertilionidae. The transcript has 5 exons. The coding region runs from base 17 to 1318 and encodes 433 amino acids. Gene Ontology annotation, biological process: cell migration. Gene Ontology annotation, cellular component: membrane; cell surface. The record is from RefSeq and is a predicted model, not a curated record.
CGCCGCCGCCGCCGCCAUGGAGCCGGGGCCGCCGCGCCGCGCCCGGGCCGCCCGCGGGGCAGGCGCUGGGGCCGGGCCCGGGGCCCGCGGGCUGCUGCCGCCGCUGCUGCUGCUGCUGCUUGCCGGGCGCGCCGCGGGGACGCAGCGCUGGCGCAGCGAGAACUUCGAGCGGCCCGUGGACCUGGAGGGCUCCGGGGACGACGACUCCUUUCCCGACGACGAGCUGGACGACCUGUACUCGGGGUCCGGCUCCGGCUACUUCGAGCAGGAGUCAGGCAUUGAGACGGCCAUGCGGCUCAGCCCAGACGUGGCCCUGGCAGUGUCCACCACACCGGCCGUGCUGCCUACCGUGGACGUCCAGCCCGUGGGCACCCCGUUGGAGGAGCUCCCCGCCGAGCGCCCCACACCAGAGCCAGCCACGAGCCUCCCAGUGGCGACGGAGGUCCCAGAAGAGCCCAGCCGGAGAGCCACCGCCAUCUCCACUCCCAUGGCCACCACAGGGGCCCCCACCGUGGCCUUGGUGCCGGCCACGGCGGCCACCGCCGCUCCCAGCAUCCCCGCGGCACCCCCUCCCACGGCCACCACCUCUGUCGAAAGGACCACCGGCGUACGGAGGCUGCUUCCUCUCCCCCUGACCACGGCGGCCACGGCCCCGGCCACCACCCCAGAGGCGCCCUCCCCUCCCACCACGGCGGCUGUCUUGGACACUGAGGCCCCAACACCCAGGCUGGUCAGUACAGCUACCUCCAGGCCAAGGGCCCUUCCCUCCAGGCCAGCUGCCACCCAGGAGCCUGCCACCCCAGAGCAGAGCACCCUGCCCCUGGGGACCACUGCCCCCGGACCAACCGAGGUGGCUCAGACCCCAACUCCAGAGUCCCUGCUGACCACGACCCGGGAUGAGCUGGAGGUGCCAGUGAGUGGGGGGCCGAGUGGGGACUUUGAGCUGCCGGAGGAAGAGACCACGCAGCCGGACACGGCCAAUGAGGUGGUGGCAGUGGGCGGGGCUGCGGCUAAGCCAUCGCCUCCACCUGGGACGCUGCCCAAGGGGGCCCGCCCCGGCCCUGGCCUCCUGGACAAUGCCAUCGACUCGGGCAGUUCGGCCGCUCAGCUGCCGCAGAAGAGCAUCCUGGAGAGGAAGGAGGUGCUUGUAGCUGUGAUUGUGGGUGGGGUGGUGGGCGCCCUCUUCGCCGCCUUCCUGGUCACCCUGCUCAUCUACCGCAUGAAGAAGAAAGACGAGGGCAGCUACACUCUGGAGGAGCCCAAGCAGGCGAGCGUCACAUACCAGAAGCCUGACAAGCAGGAGGAGUUCUACGCCUAGCGGAGCCACAGUGCCUCCCCAGAGCCUCAGCGUCGCCCCUCUGCCCAGUCCCCAGCCUGUUCCACCAGCCCUGGCCUCGGACGGGGCCUGGGAGAAAGCCUGGCCCCAGUCCAUCUCUGCCCACCCUCUCAAGGUCUGCCCAGAUUGUCAGCCUCACACAGAUCUUCCCCAAGGCUCAGGGGACACCGUCCUCUGCCUAGACUGUGCCCUUACGAGCUCAUCUUUUGUCUUCCACUCACCUGGGGCUUCAGGACCUCGUGUCAGAUGGGUAGCAGGAAAGAAGCUCCUGAUUGGUUGGUGGAAGAAAGGGUGGGGCUUGAGUUGGGCCUGAACUCCAACCUGGCCCCACAGGGCUUGCUGAGGUCUUCUUUUAAGGGCAGAGAGGGACUCAGGCUAGUUUCCAGGACAAGCCUUUAUAAGCUCAGCCCUUGAAAUGGAGACACUGCCACCUGUUGCUUCUUCCCAGGGCCCCUCGAUACCGGGUAAGAGUGUGCCCCUUGUUGCAGUGUUUUGUCCUGGCCUGCCCCAGUUGUGGGUACACUCUACCCUCACCGCACCCACUGCAUAUGCACCCGAAGGUUUCACCUCUUUCCCAGUCUGUCCCUGAGGAAUUAGCUUCCCAAGAGUGCCCUGGCAGUCACUGGUGAGCAGGGCUGGGCUUGUACCUCCCUCUUGCAAGUGGACUCUGCACAGAGACCAUCUCCCACAAGGUCACACGUUGUCACAUCCAAAGACCGACGCACGAAAUGACAAAACCGUACGCCAUCUUGACACCACCCCACCAGCCCAGAUAGGUCACAGACACAUCCUCCCAAAGACGUUUCUUCUCACGUGUUUCUCACGCACCCCCGAAUGCCUACGACAAUGCAAGUCACAAGUCACUGCCACCCACUGGUGGCGGCGUGGCCUGCUGCCCUCACUGUGUCUCUUCACACACGCACAUACAAUCCGGCACCAGGCACGCUGUCCUCUAGCUUUCAGGCUCACUGGGAGGGUGGAACCAGGCCCAGCAGUCAGCCCAUAUUGGGUCCCCCGAGUUGCCCCGUCAGACUCAGUCCCUCACCAUAGCAACCCCCCCCCCCCCCCCCCCCGCCAACCACUUGCCACCAACCCCGGUGUGUCAGACACAAUCCCACGUGGAUGCAGCCUCAUCCCACACAGCCUGCUCGCGCUGGAGGAAGGCCGGUGGGCACUGGCCUUUCCCAGAAAGCGCGUGGGAGGAGAUGCCACGAGGCCCCUCAGGGCAUUGCACACCCCAGCCUGCUUUCCUCCUCUCUGAGGCCUGCAAAGGGGUUGGUGUGGGGCCAGGCCCCCACUUGCAGGGAGCCUUGCUUAGGAAGGCAGGCUGGUUCCUGGAAUUAUAGGACUGGGGAGGGGGCAUGGAUCUCCCAGGACCAAAGGCCCCGGGUGGGCAGGGGGAUGGGGGAGAGGGAGCAGGUGGUCUGGCUCCUGGCCUCCCUGCACCCCCCUCCUGCUCUGAGCUAGGGGCUGACUGCCUCCCAGGACACAAGUCUCCAAAGUGCCUGUGAGGGUGGGCCCUGCUGCCCGGGCCCUCUGCACCCUCUCCCCUCAGCCCUGCCCAGGGUCCUCCCUGGGCAUCCCCCAUUGACACCUUGUCUGCGUAUUUGGCCAAACAACUUGGCAGUUCCGGCUGUAGCUGGAUGGACCUGGAGCUGGAAGCUGCCCAUCCAGACGCCCUGCCCCAGGCUGAGGGCUGAGAGCAGGUGGGGACGGGUGUCACGGCCCCCAGCACACCUCCCCCUUCUUUACCCUUGCAAGUGGGGCCGCUUCUGUGGCUGUUUUAAAGGUGGGGUCACAAUUCUCCUUUGGGGGCUCUUGGAGCCUGGGGUGUGGUCUGCUCGGAAGCUGGCUGGUGCUCACACCCCCACCCCUCACCUGCAACCCAGGUGAAAGCCAGGACCCCAGGUUUUAUUUCUGUUCCCUUUUCAAGAUGCACCGGCAGCAGACUUCUGCUGGGUGAGGGCGGGGGUGCCUGCAGCGGUGAGGGCGAGGCUCCGGGCUUCCAUGGCCUGUCUGCUCACCCUCCUCCUCUUCCCAGGCUGGGGCUCUAUCCUGCAGACCCCAAACCCAUCUCAGCGGGGCCGGGGGGCUUGUGAGGAACCCAGCUAGUCCCAGCCUUGGAGGGGGAUGUGAUGGGGAGAGGCAUCUGGGCCCACAAACUGUUGACGGUGACCUGGCCUCGAUCACCCCUGGAGAGGAAGGCUUGGGGCCCGGAUGGAUGGCACCAAGGCCCCAGCCCCCUCCUUCCCUGGUCCCUGGUGGGUUGCUGUCUUGGGACAGCAGCUCUGGUGAGAAGGCCUGGGCAGGCCGAGGCUGGGAAACCAGAGACCUGUGGCGGGAUGGGGGCGGGUCCAGCGUAGGAUGCGUGACGGGCUCUGACUGGCUGGAGGGGGCUUGGGUGGCCUGCGUGGGUCACUUCGGGGCCUGGCUUCUAACUUGGGGCAUUACCUUCUGGCCCCAACCUCUUCUCUGCGCCCGUAGCAUUCGAGAGGAGAGGCUGAGGGCCUCCACUGAGCCCUGGGCACGUGUGCAGGCUUUAUCCUUAGGCAAUCCAACCGUCUUGCCAGCCCAAGUCCACUCCGGCCAGCCUGAGGCGGGCAAGACGAUCCACGAGGUCGGUUCAAAGGAUGAGCUGGCGCUCUCCUAGGUGCAAUGUGGGGGCAGGGCCUGCCCAGAUCCCCAGACACCCCCAUGCUCCCAGGGGGGGGGGUGUCUGGUGGGCCCUGGCCUUCCCUGGAAGCAUGGCCGAUGCCAAAGGAGGGGGAUCAUGGUGGAUUGGGGACCUCCCUGGGGCCUGGCUGGAAAGGGAAGGUUGGACCCACCCCCAGUUGUGGUGUCUGGAGCCGGGCUCUGUCUUCCCAGGGGCCAGAGGGAGCACCUCACCGAAAGGCUGGGCCAGGCAGGUCUGUGGGCAGUGGCCUGGGAUGCUCAGCGCUGGACCCCCCUGGGGUUGGCACAGUCCUCUGUCCCGGCCUCCAGCUGGGGCCCUGGGCACAGGGAGCAAACACCUGUCUCCCGGGCAGGAGUGACUGCCACCGCCUCAGCUCUCGUGAGUCUCUCCUGACAGCCACCACCCUGGACUUGCUUUCCAGGCCUCCUGCCUGUAAAUAGGAGCUCACAAACUGUACAGAUGGACAGAGAUGCUGAGACCGGGCCCGGAGUCACUGCCUGAGGGCUGAUGGCCCAGCGCCCCUUGGUGCCCACCCGGCAGCGCAGCGCCCCUGGGUGCCCACCGGCAGCGCAGCGCCCCCGGCCUGGCGCGGCGAAUGCAUGUACAUUCUGUAGGCAGCGUGGCUCCAGGGAGCCCCCCGAAGACUGUCCCUCCCGUCUUCCUCCCCCCUGUACAGAGCCCUCUGAGAACCUGUCCCGGGGCGGGUGGGGGUCUGUCCUUCCCUGCCCCGGGCCCUCCCUGUCCCCUGCCCCUCCAUAACCUGUUGAUUAACCACCCCCACCCUGAGUUCAUGGCCAAAACGUUAAGGAGGAGUCGAGGACGAAGACUGGAGAACGACCAAGGCGCCUGCCCCCGUGGGUGCUCCCCUGUCCCAGGCCCGUGAAGGAACCGUUUGGGAUUUUUGUUGGUUUUUUAACACGCCCCGUGCUGUGCCCAUUUAUAAGAGGAAAUAAAAUUAAGCUGAAAUGA